GAAAUAUUUUCAGGAAGUAGAGCUCGCACGUUUCUUGGUCGUUCUUUUCCGGAAGGCUAUCAAGAUGACGGGUUUCAGCGAGAAGCCAAUUUUAAUAGAUGGUCGUGGUCACCUACUUGGACGGUUGGCUGCUAUUGUUGCCAAGACAAUUUUGCAAGGCAACAAAGUUAUUGUUAUACGCAGUGAACAACUAAAUAUAAGUGGCAAUUUCUUCAGGAACAAGUUAAAAUAUAUGUCUUUUCUUCGCAAGAGGUGUAAUGUUAAUCCUGCGCGUGGUCCAUUCCACUUUCGUGCACCAAGUAAAAUCUUCUGGAAAACAGUGCGUGGUAUGAUCCCACAUAAGACACAGAGAGGAAAAGAUGCUCUUAGACGAUUAAAAGUAUAUGAAGGAUGUCCUCCGCCAUAUGAUCGCAGAAAGCAUCUUGUUGUACCUGGUGCUAUGAGAGUAAUGUGUCUUAAACCAGGCAGAAAGUAUUGCCAUGUAGGCAGAUUGUCUCACGAAGUUGGAUGGAAAUACAAGGCUGUAGUUCGCACUUUGGAGAACAAAAGACGUGUCCGUUCUAUUCUUGAAGUUCAAAGAAGGAAUAAACUUAAGAAACUUACCAAGCAAGCAGGUGAAGCUGUUGCUAAAUCCACAGCGCCGUACACAGCUAUCAUCAAUAGCUUUGGAUACAACUAACAUACUUGUUGUAAAAACAACCAAUGAAGUUUCUUAUAAAUACAUUUUGAUUAAAAUAUUAAAUUAAAAGGAA
Molecule: messenger RNA, 752 nt
Organism: Pseudomyrmex gracilis
Lineage: Eukaryota; Metazoa; Arthropoda; Insecta; Hymenoptera; Formicidae
Gene: RpL13A
Product: 60S ribosomal protein L13a
Exons: 6
Coding region: 65-679 (204 amino acids)
Biological process (GO): negative regulation of translation; translation
Cellular component (GO): ribosome; cytosolic large ribosomal subunit
Molecular function (GO): structural constituent of ribosome; mRNA binding
Source: RefSeq, a predicted model, not a curated record